CGCCUCGAGCCAGCAGCACACCUGGUUCAAGAGGACGCGGCAGGUAAGUGAGCUCAGGUUGAGACGGUGUGCGCGAGGCGGAGACGGAGCUAAAAGAGAUAAACAGGCAACAUGGGUGAGGCACCAACCACAGAAGAUGGCAUAGUGACACGAUCAGCAGAGUAUGUGGGCUCAUUUCCUGUGGACGACUGCUGUUUGGAUGACCAGAUGGAGCAACUACACACGCAGCUGAAGUCCCUUAAAGUAUGCAAGAGAAGAAGGUCUGUAUCCCUGAAGUUCUCCGUUAAAGGUGUGAAAAUGUACAAUGAGGAUGAAACGACCCUCCUCAUGGCCCACGCUCUGCGGAGAGUCUCUCUGUCCACCGCUCGGCCCGUCGAUGCCCAGUUUGCCUUCGUCUCCCACAACCCCGGCAGCAUGGACGCACAGCUGUACUGCCAUGUCUUUAAGGCGAGGCACGCCCGAGCUGCCCAGUUCUUGAACCUGCUGCUUUGCCGAUGUUUCCAGUUGUCUUACUUAGAGAAGCACCCAGAGGAAGCUCAGGGAGACUCUGUUGGCGAAUUGCCUCAUCGCAGCCCCUCCCUGCUCAACCACGGCUUCCCUCUCAGCGUCAGUGCCCUGGUGUCCUUCAGAAGAGCCCCUUUUAGGGGGUGGUUGCCAGGGACAAAGAAAAGUCAAAAGUCUUCUGAUGACCAGCACAGCAGCCAAGAUGAAGUCUUCCCAACGUCGUCCCCGUCCCUGACGCGCAAGAAAGCCAUCCGCAACAAAGUACUGCGCUCUGGGGCGUACCGCUCCUUCACUUUCACGCCGCUCAAACAACGAAAUGUUCAGGAGCGACUGAGCGCGUCACAAGGAAAGGAGCAAGACAAGACACCAGCGAGGAGGUCCCGAGCUCCGAGUUUGGCCGAGACAGAAGAAGCUCUGGCUCAGGCAGUGUGGUGUUGGGCUGGUAUCGCAACUGACAACAGCUACUCCCUGCUUGUAGACGACGUUCUGGGAUCAUUCCUCCUUUGCCCUCAUCCAAAGAAACCAAAGUGUGGCUCUCUCAUCAUUCGCUUCCCCUCUGGUCUGAUCACACAUCUCAUAGAAAACACUCGUAAAGGGAAAUUCCUGUUGGAGAAAUGCAAGACUGAAUUCAGUUCGUUAGCAGAAAUGAUUGAACACUACACAGAGAACCAGGACGAGCUGCCGUGCCUGCUGAACUGCGCCCGAGUAAACCACUGCUACGAGUGGGAGGAAAAUACCAGAAAACUACCAUCUGUGAAGCUACACAAGAACCUGAACAAAGGCAAAAUUAAAAGUACCCAGAAAAGGAAGGAAUGGGUUUAAACCCUGCCAACCUCUAAGAUUAUAACAUAAGUGACACUUUCUUUUUUUUUGCACAUAUCUUACAUUUUGAAUCACAUUUGAUGUUGUGGGGAGCUUUAAAGUUUUAAAGGUAAAACACAAUGCACCUAUUAGUGUGUUGGCACCUAAUGUACAUAGUAUACAAGUCUUUUCGUCAGGGUAAGGGUACUUGUUUGUCAAAUAUGUAAUAUUUUAAACUUGCUGCUUUUAUGUUUUUUCAGUAUGUUUUUAUAUAUGUGCCUGUAAGGCAUCAGAUGAGCUAUUCAUGUUUUUAAGACGUUAAACUUUGGAGUUUGACAGUAUUUA
Scomber japonicus (chub mackerel) is the source of this 1650-nucleotide messenger RNA. RefSeq names its product SH2 domain containing 5 (gene sh2d5). The transcript is spliced from 11 exons. Bases 112 to 1326 code for a protein of 404 amino acids. The record is from RefSeq and is a predicted model, not a curated record. NCBI's taxonomy places the organism in Eukaryota, Metazoa, Chordata, Actinopteri, Scombriformes, Scombridae. Gene Ontology annotation, cellular component: postsynaptic density.